Molecule: messenger RNA, 1482 nt
Organism: Fragaria vesca subsp. vesca
Lineage: Eukaryota; Viridiplantae; Streptophyta; Magnoliopsida; Rosales; Rosaceae
Product: lipid-A-disaccharide synthase-like
Exons: 8
Coding region: 1-1416 (471 amino acids)
Biological process (GO): lipid A biosynthetic process
Molecular function (GO): lipid-A-disaccharide synthase activity; phospholipid binding
Source: RefSeq, a predicted model, not a curated record
AUGAACCAGAAUGCUGAGAUAUUCGGUAUGUCGUUCAGAACAACAUGGAAUGUGGGUGGUGGGAAUAUUGUCGGAUUCUCAAGGCUGAUGAGAAGAUAUACAUCAGUAAGAAGAAGUGUAUUAGACAUGGCUGCUAAAGAUGGGGAGCUGAGGGUCUUUGUAGUUUCUGGAGAGGUUUCUGGUGACACUAUUGGCUCUCGUCUGAUGUCAUCUCUAAAGAAGCUCUCUCCUGUGCCAGUCCGCUUUUCUGGUGUCGGAGGGACCAUGAUGUCCAGUCAAGGAUUAAAAUCGGUAUUUCCUAUGGAGGAUAUUGCCGUGAUGGGAUUGUUGGAGUUAUUGCCUCAUCUAAAUAAACUCAGAGUGAAGUUGCAGGAGACAAUAGAAGCUGCUCUUCUGUUUCAACCUCAUGUUGUCGUAACAGUGGAUUCCAAGGGUUUCUCUUUCCGUCUUCUGAAGCAGUUACGGGCUAGAUACAGUCAAAAAAGCUUCGAGAUUCCAGUACACUUCCAUUAUGUAGCACCAUCAUUCUGGGCUUGGAAAGGGGGUGAAGCAAGACUCAGAGGCUUAGCUGGAUUUGUGGAUCAUCUCCUGUGUAUACUUCCAAAUGAAGAAGAAGUUUGCAGAUCAAAUGGAUUGGUUGCAACCUUUGUUGGCCAUCCUAUACUGGAGGAUGUGUGCGAGUUGAAUUUGGAUACUUCACCACAUGAAUGGAAAAUAGAAGGAAACUCUGAAAUUUUCAGAAGGAAUCAUGCAAUACCUACAGGAGCCACAAUCAUUUCCUUGCUUCCGGGAAGCAGAUUGCAGGAGGUCACCAGAAUGCUUUCACUCUUUGCAAAUACCAUUGAACUAUUACAAGUCUCCUUGCCUGAGUUGGUACCACUGAUCCACGUCGCUUCAAAUCAGCAUGUGAAGGACUUUGUCACUGGAUUUACCAACAAGUGGCAUGUGCCUGCUAUAUUGAUUCCGGGAGGAUCUCUGCACCAGAAAUAUGACGCAUUCAGUGCAAGUAGUGUUGCAUUAUGUGCUUCUGGAACAGUUGCUUUGGAGUUGCAGCUUGCACGGCUACCAUGUGUAGUUGCUUAUCGAGCUCAUUUUCUAACUGAGUGGAUUAUCCGCUAUAAAGCCAAGAUAUCUUAUAUCUCCCUCUCAAAUAUCUUGUUGGAUUCAGCUAUUAUACCUGAAGCACUCUUUCAUGCAUGCACUCCAGCAAUGCUUGCGUCAUUAACUUCGAAAAUGAUACAUGACACUGGCCUCCGAGAAAAACAGAUUGUUGCUGCUGAAAAGGUUACCAGACUUCUGUGCGCAUCAGCUAAAAAUUUACAUAACUUGGAAGAGCUGCAUCGAAGAUUGAGCUUACCGUGUUACACACCGAGUAUGAUAGCAGCAUCAACAAUACUGUGCCAUGUGAGGUCAUAAUGAGUAGCCAUUUUCAAGUAAAAACAUGCCUUGAAUUGUUUCGACAGUGGAUUUAGGCUAUCACCC